Seriola aureovittata is the source of this 1455-nucleotide messenger RNA. It is a transcript of the gene hmox2a, whose product is annotated as heme oxygenase 2a. The transcript has 7 exons. Gene Ontology annotation, biological process: heme catabolic process; response to oxidative stress; heme oxidation. NCBI's taxonomy places the organism in Eukaryota, Metazoa, Chordata, Actinopteri, Carangiformes, Carangidae. Bases 113 to 1075 code for a protein of 320 amino acids. The record is from RefSeq and is a predicted model, not a curated record. Gene Ontology annotation, molecular function: heme oxygenase (decyclizing) activity; heme binding.
AUUGGUUUGUUGUCAUGAGAACCGCGCCCCCUGUACGUGGUGUCCUUCGCCUUGAGACGGUCGUGGCAGCAGCACUUUAACAAGGUAAGAACACUGUGAGACAACCAGCAAGAUGGAAACCAAGGUGACAUCAGAGCCGAAAUCCAACGGUGUGCCAAACGGAGGGGCAAGGAUUGUUGUGGAUGAUGAUGAUGAAGUUCUUAGGCCAACCGACCUCUCCGAGAUGUUGGCGGAGGGGACCAAGGAGUCCCACGACAGAGCGGAGAACUGCCAGUUUGUUAAAGAUUUCCUCAGAGGUCGCAUCAAAAGGGAGCUGUUUAAGAGAGGUACAGCAGCUCUGUACUUCGUCUACUCGGCCAUGGAGGAGGAGAUAGAGAAGAACAAAGAUCAUCCUCACAUCGCGCCAAUCUAUUUCCCCACAGAGCUUCACAGGCGUGAGGCCCUGGCCAGGGAUCUCGAGCAUUUCUAUGGAGAGGACUGGGAGAGCCAGGUCAGCCUCUCUGCAGGCACCAAGCCCUACGUGGACCGCAUCCACGAGGUGGGAGGGAAGGACCCAGUGCUGCUGGUGGCCCACUCCUACACCCGCUACAUGGGGGACCUCUCAGGCGGACAGAUCCUGAAGAAAGUGGCCCAGAGGGCACUGAAGCUCCCCUCAACGGGCGAGGGUCUCAACUUCUACCAGUUUGAGGGUAUCCACAGUCACAAGGGCUUCAAGCAGCUUUACCGAAGCAGAAUGAACGAGCUGGAACUGGACGCUGACACCAAGGAGAGGAUUGUGGAUGAGUCCAACCGGGCCUUUGGCUUUAACAUGAUGGUAUUCACAGAGCUGGAAGAGAUUGGGGAGACCAUCAAAGAGGAAGUCCAAGAUGCAGGUCUUGGACACAGUCAUGCAGAGAUCAUGCAGGGAGGUGAUAUCAACAAGUGCCCCUACUAUGCUGCAAAAAUGGCUGCCAGUGGAAAUCCCACCUAUGUGUGCCAGUUAGCCAUGAUGCUUCUCAGACAUCCGCCCUGUCAGGUGGCCCUUGCUGCCUGCGUGGCCGUCCUCGCUGGGUUCACUGCCUGGUACCUUGUGUGAGCUCUGACACACUCGCUCUGCCAAGAAUCACAUCUGAGGAGGAAACUGUUGCAUCCAUCCAAACUUUAUCCCUUUUAUUAUGACUUGCACUGUCUGCAAGUAGCACACAAUAAACCAGGAAUUAAACAUUUUUUAAAUAAUGUUUUGAGCCAAAUAUUCAACGCAGUUGUUCAUUGACAUUUUUCGUUGGGUUUUUAUUUCUUCUUAUUUUCCCUGAAUGAUAGCACUCGUUUCUGCUGAACCAACUUGUGAUGCAACUGUAGUGUGACCAUGAAAAGAGACUUUAUGAUGCAUGUGGUUUGUAAUGCUGUAUUCAGCGGUAAAAUGCAUACAGAGGUAGUGGCAUUUUACCAUAUAGAAAUAUUAAAUGAAUACUCUUU